Molecule: messenger RNA, 2558 nt
Organism: Myripristis murdjan (pinecone soldierfish)
Lineage: Eukaryota; Metazoa; Chordata; Actinopteri; Holocentriformes; Holocentridae
Gene: glis1a
Product: GLIS family zinc finger 1a
Exons: 9
Coding region: 367-2232 (621 amino acids)
Biological process (GO): regulation of transcription by RNA polymerase II
Cellular component (GO): nucleus
Molecular function (GO): DNA-binding transcription factor activity, RNA polymerase II-specific; RNA polymerase II cis-regulatory region sequence-specific DNA binding
Source: RefSeq, a predicted model, not a curated record
CAGGCAGCUCUGCAGUGUGUUGCUGUGUGAGUGGAAAGCACAAUCCGCAUGGAGCCAGCGCAGUGCGAGAGAGCCUCUAACAAGCUGUGAAUUAUGGCUGGACGCACAAGUGCACAAGAGAUUGCUGCAGACGUCUGGACCAUGUGACGGAAGAUUACACAAAACCUGGUUUCAAAUGAGGAGGCGCAGCAGCAGCACGUCAACUGACUCACACUCAGCUUAAUCACAUUUGAGUAUUGAAAGAUGCUCCAGGACGUUUUGCUUACGUUGGAUACAUAAAGUGGGUUUUGGUCUCGUCUGUCGUCAUCAGCAUCAACAAUUUUACAAAAAGACUCCCCUGCUGGAACAAAGGGGGCGGGGGCUACAAUGUGGCCCCCGGACCUCGGACCUCCAGACGUCCAGCUGACUCUUCCGGGGUUCGGCAGCGUGUUUGAAGAUGUCGAGGACCUCCAGGCGCCGGUGUCGCCCGGCGGCCUCUGCCGUACAGUGCCGUCCCUCCACUCAGGGGGUCUCAGUAUGUGCUGCCAUCCAAGGACUUCCCUGUCCCUCACCUCCCUGGGCCGCGACCUCUCCUCUCUCCUCUGCUCCUCCUGUAAGACUAGCGGAUCGCACAUAAAUAAAUCUUUAGAUGAUUUUGCUCCCUCGGCACACACAGAUCCAAAAACCAGCACCCAGUGGCGUGAUAGCUACCCCCAGCCCCGCCUCCCUAUUUCCCACAUGCUCUCCACCUCUCCUCCCUACUGCCCCCCCUCAUCCUCCCUUUCCUCCACCUCCUCAUCGUUAUUUUUGACCUCCACCUUGCCUCACAGUGGUGCCCUCGCCGCCCAGAUGCCCCUCAACAAGGCGUCCCAGCAACAGCAGAAGCUUCAGGACGAGUAUCAUGCAAUAAAACAAGAGCCAGCGGAUGAUUUCCUGCCCUGUAAGGGGGAACCGUUUCAACUCAACAACCAGCAGAGGGAGCUGUUUCAUCUGGGCCAGCCGCUCCACAGGGGGCAGAGCCACCCUGGUCAGGACAGCACCCAGUCCCCUCUUCAUUCCCCGGGGCUGUCUGCACCAGGAGAGGACACCGCAGGCAGCCAACAGGGCCAGCCGUGCCGCUGGAUCGACUGCAGUGCCACGUACGGCCAUCAGGAGGAGCUGGUCAGGCACAUCGAGAAGGUGCACAUCGACCAGCGCAAAGGGGAGGUGUUUGCCUGCUUCUGGGCCGGCUGCGUGCGCCGCCACAAGCCCUUCAACGCCCGCUACAAGCUGCUCAUCCAUAUGAGGGUCCAUUCGGGGGAAAAGCCCAAUAAAUGCAUGUUCGAGGGUUGCUCCAAGGCGUUCUCACGGCUGGAGAACCUAAAGAUCCACCUGAGGAGCCACACGGGAGAGAAACCAUACAUCUGCCAGCACCCCGGCUGCCUCAAGGCCUUCAGCAACUCCAGCGAUCGGGCCAAACACCAGCGCACCCACCUGGACACGAAGCCGUACGCCUGUCAGAUCCCGGGAUGCACGAAGCGCUACACGGACCCCAGCUCGCUGCGCAAGCACGUCAAGGCCCACUCGGCCAAGGGGCUGCAGGAGCGGGACAUGAAGGUUCAAGUGCACUCGAUGCUGGAAUCUGACAUGUUGACUGACUGCCUGGCGAGGCAGCAUCUCCACAGCUCGGCCGCCUCCCACCGAGGAAACGGCUCGCCUGUGCCGGGCUUAGACGACUUUACAGGCGUUUACUGCAACACCGGCAGCGUCCACAACAGGGCGAGCUCGGAGUUUCUCCCGCCGUCCGCCGACUCUUGCCCCAGGUACCCGGGCUUAGAGGGAAACUUCAGCGCCAGCAGCCCGAUGUCUUCACUGACAAGGCCAGGCGGCAUGGGACAGGGGGACAGACUGGCAUCGUCAUUCAUGCCCACUGAUGCCACUCCGAUGAGCUCGGCAGACAGACUGGACGCCAUCAGAGUGCACGGCCACCACAAAGCCUACAGCCACCAGGAACUACUCUCAGAUCAACAAGGCUGUCUGUAUGCAGAAGGUAAAGCCAUCCCACCAGCCAGCGAUGGAGGCUUUGAACCAACCAGUUACUUCACAAACGCCUCUGCAUCUCACUCCACAGGGUUUGACUUGUUGCAGGACCUCCAGGGCCAGGCCGGGGGCGGCUACUCCAUCUCCCCUUGCCCAGACGACAGCUUCCUCUUCCAGGCGGGAAGCGUCGACCGCUGCCUCAGUCAGAUCUAUUCCAUCUACCUGGACCCAUGAUGCAAAACCAGAAACAGAAACAGAAGCAGAAUCACUUCAUGCUAAAUAGUGCAACAGCUGCACAAGGAAUUUAAUCUGGUUACCUGAAACAAGUCAGCACAGGAUGAACACACACACACACACACACACACACACACACACAGGUACAGGAUAAAAUGUAGCAUGAUGUCACAUACAGUGCAGACAAGACACACUGUAUGGCAGUAGACUAAACAUAAAUACUGCAGCAGAUUAUGCAUUCAAGGCCUGAGGAAUUGCCCUAGAGUGGCAGGUUUAGUCGCAGGUGUUUAGUCACAGGUGUGCAGAUUGAAGUUUAAUGAUAUAAA